ACUGAUUCUCCUCUUUGGCUUGGAGGCAUGCCUGUAUGUACUCCAUAUGAUCGUAUGUACGUCCGACGGGUCCGCAAUGCAUCCUGUGCCUCAGAGUGAGCUCAAUUGCUUUUUCCUCAUUGUCGUCAGACCCGUCAGGGUGGUACUGCUGGCCAAAAGUUCGUUUUAUGUUUAUUCUGGGUUGUGGAAACACUCUGUUUACGUUUUCCUCUUUUCGUCCAGGACAGUGUAGCGCUUUUGUUUUUCUGAUCAAACUUUGUUUUUCGGUUCUACCCAUUCAUUCUCUCUCUUGUGCUUUAUGCCCAUCAGGUCCACCGCAGUUUGCCCUGAAGGACCGCCCUGGAGAAAUGGAUGGAUACCAUUGGUCGAUGCGGGUCAGCCUCCCCCCUCCCGCACAAAAGACUUCGUCGUUCGUCCGAAUGCCAGCGCUUCCCAGCCAAGCGAGGACUGGACCCCGGCAAUGGCUUGAACGGGGGCAAUUAAGCUCGACUGACAACUCAGUUGACAGUCUCGCAUACUUUCAUGAACCAUGAUUCCAAACGAGACUGAAGCUGCGACUUGGGUCGACCCGGUCCCUGCUACGGACUUCGUCAGUUCCUGCAUUAGCGCCACC
Aspergillus sclerotioniger CBS 115572 is the source of this 613-nucleotide messenger RNA. RefSeq lists its product as uncharacterized. Bases 168 to 533 code for a protein of 121 amino acids. The transcript has 2 exons. Lineage: Eukaryota; Fungi; Ascomycota; Eurotiomycetes; Eurotiales; Aspergillaceae. The record is from RefSeq and is a predicted model, not a curated record.